AUGAGUGCUGGCACAGCUCCGGGACCACCCUACAUCGCCCUCCCUGGUGGAGCUGGGGGCCUAGCACCCUCCAAUAUGGCAAACGCGAACAAUGAAAAAAAGACCAACUCGCCUCCACCCCCGAUAUUGAAGGAGAACAAAAUGCGUUUUAGCGACGAAAACAAACGAAAGCUGAGCUGUGUGAUGGAGUCCAUGACGGCGGAAAAGGUAAUGCUUUUAUGAAGGGCGUGAAUUUAUUUUGCAUGCGUAUUCUGCGUACUUAUCAAAAACAAAAUCUUCGAAUCUACAGGGAUUGUACUUCCUUGCACCUUAUUUCGUAAAUUGCAAGAUUUCAUCGUCAAUAAAUACGACAGAUCUCGGCACUCAAGACGUCCUUUCAGAACAAAAGCGCGCUGGGUAAGAACCUCAUACCGGGUGCUAUGAGAGUGCAGAGGAUGAACUCCUCCUUCAUUCGGCUUCUUGUCGCUGGAAGAUCUGCAAAGAGUGCGCAACUACUUACGCUAGGCAUUGCCUUUUGCUUCUAGCUGCGGUACCGCAAUGGUGCGUAACAAGUUCUAUACAGAAGUAGCAGAGCGAGAACUUCACUUCUAGCACCCCAAACUACGAAGAAGUUGCUGUUGCGAUAGUAAGAUUUAUAGGCCGCGGACUUGUCAAUGUCAUGCAGCAGAAAGUACAGACCUUGUUCUUCCGAGCGGCCCUUUUGACUGCUGGUCUUGCCUUCCGAAUGGCCUACAACUGAAGGAGGAGUACUUGUGCACUUCCAUACCUGGCUCAGGUGCACAAGACGAGGCAACCAAGCAGGAAAAAUCCUAUGCCCAGAAAGUUGCAGAAUGCGUCUCCGGGCUGGUCUCCUCGAAAAACGGCACCUUGAUCGGACCGAGCAAGGGGGAUGUGAUCGGAGGGUUCACCCUCGGGCUGAUACUCAUGGCGCAGUCCGUUGCCCACGCGGGUCUUUGCGGUUUGAGUGGGGCGGACUUGAUUCACGGGCCCUACAGCUGCAUAUUACCGCCGCUGAUCUAUGCGUGUCUCGGCUCCAGUCGCCACGGUUCGGUCGGGACCGGGAGUCUGGUGGCGUUGCUGACGGGACAGUUCAUCAAGAACGCGGAGAUCAACAAUCACCCAAUAGCGGCACAGGUGAGUAGAACAUGAUGUGACAUUUUUGCGACAGACGGCUAAGCUUCUUCUCCGCACAGAAGUGGUUGGCACUGUGAUCUUCGAACAAAAAUUAUCGUUUGGUUCUUUUCUCAUUCUUUAUGCAAAAAGAUGUUUUUUUAUCAAAUUCAAACAUCACUGCAGGUCGUGUGCAUGACCACCAUAGUGGGGAUCGUUUUGAUCCUGAUGCGGCUUCUCCAGCUCCAAGCGCUCGUGAAAUUUCUCUCCCGCGCGGCCCUCGUCGGUUUCGUGUAUGCGGUGCAAAAGUAUCGUACUAGUAUAAAUUGCAUGACAAAUUUGCUCAGCAUUACAAAUGAAAUUUCUCAUGCUGAUUUACCUUGAGAAAGAGAUUUGUCAUGCAUAAUUGCAAUUACUACGAGUGCGAUACUUUUGCACUCCAUAUCGCGAACGCCUCCGCGAUUCUGAUCAUCGAGUCCCAGUUCCGCGCCGUGAUCGGGUUGAGAAAAGACCCCAACCAACCACAAGGGUUCCCGGGAAAAGUGUUUGAUUUGGUGAAGCAGCUGAUCAACCUGGACUUCGUGAACUGGCAGAUCGGGGCCUUGGGUUUGGCGCAGUUGCUGCUGUUGUUCGCGGCGAAAAAGAUCAGUAAGUCCAAGUGGAUGAAAGACGCGGCGGAGCAGAAAAAGGGUUGGGUUCCGUUUCUGAAAUUCAUCUUCAAAAUGAAAGAUAUCGUCGCGGUCUGCUUCGCAUUCGCGGUCUCCUACGUGGUCACGGAAAACUACCCGGCUGUGGACCUGAACAACGUAGGUGCGUUGCAGUCCGGGCUCCCAGCAAUGAUCUUUCCACCAUCGCCAAUAGCGGUAAAGAUCGCGCCACCCGUUGUAUUACCGUCAGACACGACCCCGCCGUCACGACCUGUUGACCCCUGCGACCCGAGUAACACCCCAGACACGGUUCUUUUCUACUUCGGUAGCGAAAACGCGGACGGCCACACCUCGUGCGUCCGCGUGUCCGGGUUGUGGCAACAGCUGCUUCCCGGCGGCGCGGUGGUUGCCUUUAUCGCAUUCCUGUCGUCAUUUGCCGGCGCGAAGAAAUUUGCCUUGCAGGACGGGACGUAUCAGGUCGACGCGUCGAAGUAUCUCAGAGAAAAAAGCCAGCAUGUCAUGCAGUGAGGAUGCAAGAAGCAAGAGACGCGACGAGAUAAGUAUGUAGUUUUGUGUACUUCAUUCAUCGAGACGUAUCUGUUUUUGCAUUAAUACAGUCGCUAGCUUUUUCUCUUCGAUACGAAAGAAUUGAACGCGCUUGGGACCGCGAAUCUUCUCGGCUCGUUUUUCGGCGCCAUCCCGGUGCAGGUCGGCUUGAGCAGAGUAUGACAUUGCACAAGAACUCCUGCUUCCCCUGCGACCCCUCAUUGGUCUUGCCAAAAUUAUAAAUCGAAAGUAACUUCUAAUAAUUUCCUUCUGAGGAGCAUUACAGCAUUCAUAAAAUUCAAAAUCCAGGCGCUGCCGUGGUGGCGGUUCUUGCGGAUUUACUGUCAUGCGAUGAAAGCUACAUGUUUAUUUCUAGUUGUGGCUGCAACUGAAGGUGAAGGGCAAGGAACAUGGAGGGGAACUAGUCCUGGUUCUGCACCUUCAUACCGCACCGCGAUCGGCUACGAGGCCGGCGUGCAGUCCCAGUGGGGCGGGAACGUCGUGGUGGCCGUGAUGGUGAUUUUUCUCUCCCUUCUCUUCACCCCGAUCUUCCACUACGUCCCGCAGUCCACGCUCGCCGCGAUUAUCAUUUCCGGUGCCUCGGGGCUGUUCGAUUUCCAGAUCGUGCGAUACCUGUACAACAUGGAGCCCGAACUGUACAAGAAGCGCGGCUUUUGGAUCAACAUUGUGGCUUUCGUCGGAACGCUUCUUGUCGGCGUCGCGCAGGGCAUUUUGGUCCCGGGGUUUCUCUUAUGAAAUGCAAAAGCAUCGUACUAGUAGAAAUCGCGUGACAAAUUCCGUCAGCAUAAAAAAUGAAAUUUGUAAUGCGGCUUGAGGUUAAGAAGGAGAUUUGUAAUGCAUGACUGCGAUUAGUACGAAUGCGAUACUUUUUUCAGAGGAUUUCUCUCCGUCUUUUUGCUCAUCAAGGACGCGACAAAACUGCGCGUGCGGGAAAUGGGAAAGCUACCGCAGUCGAAUAUGACAGUGCACAAUUAGUCUCCUCUUUUCUUAUUAUUUUAUUUUGGAAGGACAACUGCAACUGGAAAGAAGUGGCUGUUGAGUUUUGCAUCACAGUUACAACCAGAACCAUCUUAAUUCACCAGAGUGGGGGACCACGAGUUGUGCACUAGCAUAUGGGAAUCUUGGAGAACGAAAGACACUUGGAAAACAGCAAGAUCUGUGCCGGACAUUUUGGCGUUGCGGCUCGAGGGCAAUCUAUGCAAUGCAAAAGCAUCGUACGAAGUAUAAAUUGCAUUACAAAUUAUAAUUGACUUAGCAUUACAUAAUGCUGAUUUACGUUGAGAAAGAGAUUUGUAAUGCAUAAAUACAAUUACUACGCGUGCGAUGCUUUUGCAGAGGAUACAGUCUGACCUUUAGCAACGCGGAUGCGCUGUUUGAUGAGAUAACGAAGCACGUUGGUAUAAUAUGUUUUUUUGAAGAUUUGAUGAAAGAAAAGAAACAAAUUUUAAACCCGGAUAAACACGUAAUGAGUGAAUGAGUGAAUGAAUUUUUUAAGGAGGUAGGUUUUUUUUGCGUAGUUCUUCGAAGAUGUUUCAAAUUCAUUCAUUAGCGUCAUGGAGCAAAGACCCUAGAGUUUCUAUCGCAUGAACAACAACAGAGGGCAACGGCGGGCUCGAGGGUGAUGCCAUCAAGGCUCUGGUUCUGGACAUGGGCAACGUUGCGAUCUGCGACUUCUCUGCCCUCGCGGUCUUGGAGGAGAUGGCAGCAGCCUGGCGGAGGAAGAAGAAAUUCCUGAUCAUAGUGGCCACACGGGACAACAUCCGCGAAAGAUUGGAACGGUUACUCAUGCCGCUGAUACCCAACCCGUCACUGCUACUGAACACAGACGACGGGGUCACGCUCGCGAAAUUUCUCAUCACCGGGGAGGCGGCGACCCGACCAAGCUCGCCCGUAAGGAAAAGCUCGAAGGACCAAAGUAUGGAAGCGCCAGGAGGUGGGAAAUUUCGUCAAAAUCGGAAAAGACUGCGAUUUAUUUGCAUGCGCGCGGGCCCGCAACUUUGAAGGUGCGCAGGAAAAACAAGAAGCCCAAAUCCAAUACACGAUAGCAAUACGGUUUGAUGUAUCUCCUGCUCCGAAAUAACGCACUUCUUUUGCCAUGCUCUUUCGCAAUAUCUCUGGCUACCAUUGGCUGUGACAGGCAACUGUACAUUGUGUUCUGCAAUGCAGACAUUUCUUGGAAGCAUAUCAUGUCAUGCAUCACAAACCAAUCCAUCGGGAUUUUCGUUUUGCAACCUUUUCACGACCUGGCACUUCCAUAGACGGCCAGCAGGGUUCCUUACAGAAAGUGGUGAUAGAAUACGACGAGAAGACGUCCGUAGGAUCCGCAUCGGUACCACGGAUUUUCAUUUUUUUGUAGUUUUAAGUUUAGCAUAAGCUAUCACAUUCACCGUCGAUCUUCUUGCACAUCCGGCUUAUCAUAGGUACAUCGUAAUCCCGAGGGAUCCACCUCCGACAUGUUGAUGCAAAACACUCUACACAGAUUCCACCGUCCCUGAAGUCUUUCGUCUGGGCAAAAUUCAACGCGGACGAGCUUGACGAGAUGCACAGUGAGUUGCACAGUCGCUACGACGCCGUGGCCCACCGGUCUUCUAGCCGAGACAAUGGCCCUUCGUCCACUAGUAGGGACACCGGUCCACUAAAUCAGCCUUUGCUCAGCACGAAUGAUAGAUCGCAGUCCGCAGACAGUCCGCAGCGUGGUAACGCCCCCUUCUACCAGCCCACGCAGCGGCUGUCCGGUGCAAGUGUCGGGUCCGACGCGAGUCGAUCGCCGGGGCAGGAAAGAUGGACGAAACUCGGAACCUCAACCUUUUUUCAAAGUCGAAAGCUGAACGUGCUGGAAUCGACGCGGUUAAACCGGGAAUUUUCGGAAGUCGCGUUAACCCCGAUAGCAGCGACGGCGAGCAACCCGGCUAAUCCGAGCAGAGACAACCUGCUGCAGUAGCACUUGCUGCUCUUGUCAUUGCAUCCUCGGUUGCAAUUUUGAUUUUCCGGGAGAAGCGAAGUGGAAGGGUGGAGCAACUGCGGGGAGAAGCUCCUUCUGUCGUCGGUUUCUUCUGCUGUUGUGCUGCCACGCGUUUGUUCCUCUUCCCAAGCCGAAAUUUAAAUGAAAAUCAUGAGCAUGUUUCAGUUUCGUAUGUACCACUUGAUUUCCAUUUCUAUCCCCGCCCUUCGCGGACCAACAUCGGCGGCGCGCGACGUGUACAAAACUCUUUGAGACGUGGGCGUUUCUUUUUACCACGAACAUCAUCUACGUAUUUACGAAUCAAACAAGUAGAAGUACUACAACGCAAUAAACAUCAACGCAGAGAUACCAAAAAAAAGGCGCAGCACCAACUACCUGCUGGUAGUACGAG
Messenger RNA from Amoebophrya sp. A120, 5677 nucleotides. The record is from the annotation of a GenBank genome assembly. Lineage: Eukaryota; Dinophyceae; Syndiniales; Amoebophryaceae.